This is a messenger RNA of Actinia tenebrosa (Australian red waratah sea anemone), 2189 nucleotides long. Its product is annotated as E3 ubiquitin-protein ligase pellino homolog 1. NCBI's taxonomy places the organism in Eukaryota, Metazoa, Cnidaria, Anthozoa, Actiniaria, Actiniidae. The record is from RefSeq and is a predicted model, not a curated record. Gene Ontology annotation, biological process: regulation of Toll signaling pathway; protein polyubiquitination. Gene Ontology annotation, molecular function: protein binding; ubiquitin protein ligase activity.
UUAGUACACAGUACGCUGUUGGAGAUAAACAUGUCUGCCAUUUCUAGGAAUCCAUAACUGCAUCUGAAAAAUAUAUUCUACACUUUAAACGUAAAAAAAGUCUUUAAUUUCUACAAAAACACAAUGCCAGGAACAGAGGCUAGUUCUUCUCAUUCCCCAACAUCAUGUGCUCCAGAACACAAGAAACUACGUCAAGAUACGGACCUGAAAGCAUCAAAGUCAAUAACAGAGUCAUUGGCAAUACCAUUGGAAGGUGCGGAGAAAGUUAAAACAGUUUACGGCAUGCUGGUUGUGCUCGGCUAUAAUGGCAAGAAUCCUAAUGCUCGCCACGUGCGACAGAAGAGUAGCUAUACCUUAAUGAAAAAGAAAACCUUUACCGGAGUGAAACCUUACAAGCAACAUCUUGCCAGUUCAGCAGCAGGCCAACAGGCAAUGCAAUCCAACAAAUCCCAUAGUGUUUCAUAUACUCUUGAAAGAGGAAAAUCUGUUGUCGUCGAGUACUGUAAGGAUGAAAACUCUGAUAUGUUUCAGAUUGGUAGGUCAUCAGACAGUAAGAUAGAUUUUGUAGUCCUAGACACUAUCCCUGGUCCCAAGCAGCCUGACGCUAUACCUGAUAUACAGAAAAGCACAAUAUCAAGAUAUGCUUGCCGCAUCACAGUGGAUCGCAAUCCACCACAUACAUCUCGAGUCUUUGCUGCUGGCUUUGAUAAAACCAAUAAUAUAUUUUUGGGGGAAAAAGCUGCAAAAUGGCAGAAUGCAUUUGGGAUGAUGGACGGACUAACAACAAACGGCAUCCUACACAUGAACCCCAAAGGUGGACCAAACUGUCCAGCUGGCAUCUGGCGCGAGAUAUCUGUGUGUGGGAAUAUUUAUGGCUUAAGGGAAACUCGGUCCUCAGCAGUAAGAGGCAAACCAAUGGCAAUGGAAUCCAAUGUUUUAAUGGAUGGAUCCCUCAUAGAUUUAUGCGGAGCUGUUCUGAUGUGGAGGACAUCUGAAGGAAUGAAGGCAAUACCUACUGAAGAAAUGAUUGAUGGAAUGCGACAGCACCUGAAUGCCUCCCGCCCCCAGUGCCCAGUUGGUUUGACGACACUUGUUUUCCCUACAUCAUCCCAGUCUACACAAUCAUUAGGUCGGCAACCUCAUGUUUACAUCAAAUGUGGACAUGUACAUGGUUUUCAUGACUGGAGUGGCCCAAAAAAUGACGGCAUUGAUGAAAAAACCAGGACCUGUCCAAUAUGUCGACAGGCAAGCAAUUAUGUGCCAUUACAAAUUGGAAAUGAAAGAGCAUUCUAUGAAGGAGAAGUUGUACCAACUCAUGCUUUUGUUCCCUGCGGACAUGUUUGCUCAGAGGCCACAGUCAGGUUUUGGUCACAGAUUCCGAUUCCCCAUGGUUGUGAUGCGUUUCAAGCUAUUUGUCCAUUUUGUGCCUUACCCCUGGAGGGUGUGGAUGGAUUUGUCAAGCUUAUAUUCAGUACCGAAAACUAACCCAAUUAUGAUAAAUACUAUAUAUUACAAAUAACAAAUAUAAUGAUAUGAAUAAUUUAAGAGCAUAUUUAUUUGUACAGGUAAAUAUCAAUGAUAAGUAUUUCAGUCUGGAUUUGUUAACUAAAUAGUUUCCCAUUAUUGGAUUUUAAAGAAAAAAGAAAAUAAUUGAAUGUACAAGUACUGUUGUCUGCAAGUGAGAGUGCUUUUUUGGUGUCUUUCUUGGUGUAGCAAGCUUUAUUGUAUUCUGUGUUAGGGUUUUCGCAAUACAGGGCAUUGUUUAGCUCCAAACUUAUGUUUUGGCUAUCGUUUUAUUCUUCAUGGCUCAGGUGCCCUGCAACACCAAGAAAGAAGCAUUUUUCCUUACACAUUCACCUCAUUCCCAGCUUUUUAAAACAGACUUGAAUUUCAUCAACUUAGGUAUUCAAGCACUUCAAAAUUAUAGUGGUAGUGGUUCUGCUACCCACAAUAGUUGCAAAGUUCAGUACCUUAGUGCAAGUUUAGGUACUCCUAUACCAAGCCUAAUACUGCAUGAUAACUGGUAUAAUCCAUUGUAUACUGUAAAUAUCUAAAGCAACUUUAUUUAUUUCAUAAUUUGUCAGUCAUGAAUUCUUUUGUAAAUUGAUUAUUGGUCUAGCGAAAAGUUUUUAUUUGUACAUAAUAAACAUAUAGUAUACAUGGAAUAAAAUACUACAGUUUUUACAACA